AAGUUGGGUGAGCAGCUCAGCUCAAUGUAGUUGAGUGCUCCGAUUUAGAGUUUCUAACGUUGACGCCGGGAUUGACCUCUGCAAUGGUGAAUCAUAGACUUAGCCUUCGCGCCUUCCUUUGGCGGAGAGCGUGUGCCAAGAGGGACUGGGCAAUCGUCGCCGUUUGUGUCGCCCUCCUCCUCUUCGCUCUCACCUUCGUCUUCGAUGAUGGAGCCAUUAGCACGGACCUCACCUCCGCCGACGAUCUGGUUCCCUUGACCUUGCUGCGGAACGCCAAAUCUACAGGCGCUUUUUGCUUGGACGGAAGUUUGCCUGCGUAUCAUUUUCAGAAGGGUUUUGGAUCCGGCGCCGACAAUUGGCUUCUCCACAUUGAGGGAGGAGGGUGGUGCAACACAAUAGAAAAAUGUUCCUAUCGAAAAACAACAGCAUUGGGUUCUUCAGAUCAUAUGGAACGCUUUGUUAAAUUUGCUGGUAUUUUGAGCCGUGACCCAUCUCAAAAUCCUGAUUUCUUUAACUGGAACAAAGUGAAAAUUCGUUACUGUGAUGGUGCUUCUUUAGCGGGCCACCCAGAAAGUGAGCUCAAAAAUGGAACAAGGCUAUUUUUUAGAGGCCAGCUAAUUUGGGAGGCAGUUAUGAAUGAACUCUUGUCACUCGGCUUGUCUAAAGCAAAACAGGCACUUCUUUCUGGAUGCUCUGCUGGAGGGUUGGCAACGCUCAUACAUUGCGAUGACUUUCGAGAUUUUCUGCCGAAUAGUGCAACUGUCAAGUGUCUUGCUGAUGCAGGUUUUUUCCUUGAUGAGCUGGAUGUUCUUGGAAAUCACACCAUACAAUCUUUCUAUCAUGAUGUUGUCUCCCUUCAGGGUGUCUCAAAAAGUUUGCCCAAGGAUUGUGUUGAUAUAAUGGAAUCAUCCAAGUGUUUCUUUCCUCAAGAAAUUAUUAAAAAUGUCAAAACCCCCUUAUUCAUUGUCAACCCAGCUUAUGACUUUUGGCAGAUACAAAACAUAUUAGUGCCUGAUGCAUCAGUUUCUGAUGGCUACUGGAAGAGAUGCAGACUGAAUAUUCAUAAUUGUAAUCCAAACCAGAUUGAAAUACUACAAGGUUUCCGUGGGUCGCUGCUAAAGGCACUGGGUGAAUUCCAGCAGACCAAGGAUGGUGGCAUGUUCAUAAAUUCUUGUUUUAUUCAUUGCCAAACAUUGGUGGCUGACACAUGGCAUUCCCUUAGUUCCCCAAGGAUCAACAAUAAGGUUAGUUCAUCUGACUCUGGCAUAUAAACAUACAUUAAUUUUGUAUCACCAUGAUCUGAACUUUACUGUUUAAUUUACACUCACUGCAUCCAUGGACUAUGAGGCACAAACAUUAAUUGUUUACUUGUCCAUCAUGUGAUUGUUUGACGGAAGCUUGCGAAGAUAUUUACAUCUUGUUUGGAUUUCCAUUACUCACAGCAAUGUUUACUGGCAUUAUUCUUUUUCAAACAGACCAUUGCUGAGUCCGUAGGUGAUUGGUACUUCAACAGGAAAGUGACAAAGCUAAUUGAUUGCCCUUACCCAUGCAAUCCCACUUGCUAUAACAUGGACUUCAGUCAAAGUUUAUGAAGCUACCUACAGAGAUGGUUUCCUUCAUAUGGUUUAUUCAGCUCAACUUCUCCUCUUCUGAAAUAGCCUGGUGGAUUGUGCAUGGAUAUGUACUCUGAAAUCUAAAUGUUCUGCUCUCGCUCUUCCUCGUGUACCCGAAACAGAACUCGUUAUUGUUCCUUGUAAAGGCGAUAUUUUUUAAUAGAGAUAAUGAAGUUUA
Rubroshorea leprosula is the source of this 1791-nucleotide messenger RNA. The record is from the annotation of a GenBank genome assembly. Lineage: Eukaryota; Viridiplantae; Streptophyta; Magnoliopsida; Malvales; Dipterocarpaceae.